Theobroma umbraticum is the source of this 1188-nucleotide messenger RNA. RefSeq names its product DNA-directed RNA polymerase subunit beta. The record is from RefSeq and is a predicted model, not a curated record. Gene Ontology annotation, cellular component: chloroplast. NCBI's taxonomy places the organism in Eukaryota, Viridiplantae, Streptophyta, Magnoliopsida, Malvales, Malvaceae.
CCCACAGUCAGCUGCUGCGCUCAAGGGGAGUCGAGCAGGGUAGUAUGGUGGAAGGGAAUGUUUGGUCUUAUGAAGAUAUACUGAAGAUGCAUAAUAAUAGAAUGAACAGUCAAACUCGUAAACUUUAAGGGUGUUAAGCUUUUCCUUAAUUUAUCUCUGUCAAGUAUCGCCAAGCUAUUGGUGUUUGCUCAUCUUGAACCAAAAUUAUCUCCAUAAUUGAAUACACUAUUUAGCUUCAAUGAAAUCACUCCUAUUACCUUGCUCUUUACUUUCUCCCUCUCCUCCUCGCAUGUCCCUUCCUAGACUUCAAUCACAGCCUCGACAUAUUGGCAGUGACAGUUCCCAUCAUGAUAGAUACCGUGCCUCUCCUCUUUGUCUUUCAUUUCAAUCCAGCUUUUCAUGUAAGUCACUAUGCAGUCAUCAGUCAUUCGCUGGAACUGCAAACGCUUCAAAUGAGGGGGCAGUUUCAGUUAUCAAUAUUGAAGAUUUUCAUGAAAAAGAUUGGUCAUUUCUUGAUUCAGAUGAUUUAAAUUCUGAACAAGUUAGGCAAAAUAUUGACCGCAUUACAUCCGUGGGGGAGAUUGCGGAGACUUCCAGAGUACUAGUCUCGAUUGGUUCUGAAGGGUUUGUGGAUCAUUUGGUUGAAUCAUCACCCAGCCAAUUGUUGCUUGUAGUCCAUGAUUCUAUUCUUAUCUUAGCCGGAAUUAAAGAAAAGUAUGACGAGGUUAAGUGUUGGCAAGGAGAAUUGAUACAUGUGCCAGAGAAAUGGUCACCACUGGACGUUGUAUUUCUCUAUUUUCUGCCUGCUCUGCCGUUCAAAAUUGACCAGAUUUUCACAUCGCUGGCAAAACGUUGUUCACCAGGUGCAAGACUGGUAAUUAGCCAUCCCCAAGGUAGAGCAGUGCUAGAGCAGCAAAGGAAACAGUUCCCUGACAUUAUAGUUGCAAACUUGCCCGAUAAAACGACUUUACAGAGAGUUGCAGCUGAACAUUCCUUUGAGAUGACUGAAUUUGUAGAUGAGCCUGGAUUUUAUCUAGCUGUUUUGAAGUUUAUUAAGGCAAACAAUUAAGUUUAGAUUCGUUCUUAUCUCCGGCUUGAAUUGUUUUGAGGUAUCCAAAUUGUGGUCAAGGAUUGAGGAUCCCAGUAAUAAAAUGCUAGUACCACAGCUACUUGUUGCUUAUUUGGCCA